This is a messenger RNA of Trichomonas vaginalis G3, 2016 nucleotides long. RefSeq lists its product as uncharacterized. The coding region runs from base 1 to 2016 and encodes 671 amino acids. The record is from RefSeq and is a predicted model, not a curated record. NCBI's taxonomy places the organism in Eukaryota, Parabasalia, Trichomonadida, Trichomonadidae. The transcript has a single exon.
AUGAUCUUUCCUUAUGAUGGAAUGGUCACAGAACAAGUUAAAUUUGAAUUACAAAACUCUAUUAAUGCUAUUAAUGAACUUGAAAAGCCAGCAGAAGAAUCAGCAAAAAAGAUUGAAGAUUUAUUUCCAAAAGCAAAGCAUCUACAAGAACAAUACAACUCUCUCAAAGAAUCAAAUUCAGAUUUACACGCAAUAAUUGACGAAAAUAACCAAAAAUGUCAAUGGCUGAAGAGGCAAAUUCAAUCAAUGAAUGAAUUGCGAAAUGCAAUUGAUAAUUCUAAUAAUUGCAUGCCACAGACAUCAACAGACAACGUUUCACCCCAAUUAAUUUCUGAAAUUAAAAAUCAAAUUGAACAAAUUUGCAGUAAUCUCGAGAAUGAAACACAGUACUUUGAUGAAAACGAAUACCAAGAAGUUUUGAAUCAGUUUUAUACUUUAAUUCAGAAAGCUGACAUAGAAAUAGAUAUUUUAUCGUCAAUUAGUGAUAAAAAACAUUCACAGAAUACAUAUGAAUCAAUACUUGAUGGUGAAGAACAAGAAAUUAAUGCAGAACUUACAAAAUUUUCAGGGAAUUUCAAUUUUAAUUUUGGAAAUUCUCCAACUCUAACAGAAACAGAACUUCCUAUAGAAGAAACAGAAGCUAGUUCAAUACAAGAUAUAAGAUCACAGAUUAUUUCUUUCAUAAACAGCUUAAAACACUCAGGACAAUUUGCAGAGUCAGUUUAUGACGAUCAAAUAAGUUCUUUCGAAAAUUUAUACAAAGUACUCGAUAAUCAAAAGACUUCCAUUAAAGAUUUGUCCAAAUACGAAGAAUAUUUACUUUCAAGAAUCAGAUCUAUGAAUUCCUUAGGCGAAAUCGAGCCAUUACACAUCAAACAACAUGAAACGGAAGAUAAUAGCGACAUACUUUCACAAUUGACUAUAAAUUUCAAACAAUUUCUCGAUGAAAAUAAAAUUAAUUUAAAUACAAACUUGGAAUCAAUGGAAAAUCAAUUCCUACAUUCCAUAGAGUCAUGCGUAUCAGGAUCCGUGCCAAAAAUCCAAUCUCUUAAGAGACCCGUCGUUGAUAAUUCGAUAACAAAGUUUAAUCACUCAAUUCAAGAACUUAUUGACAAAAGUGGUGAAUACAUACCAGAAGCAGAACGUCUGUCAGCAGCAGAGUCGUAUAAAGCCAUUAUUUCCGAAAAACAAUUUGAUGAUUUUCACCAAAAACGCGAAUCCAAGCAAAAUAACAAGAAAUUCGAACGCCCAGAGUUUGAUACAGCAUUCAUAGAAGACUUUAGACUCACUGUUGCUGAUAAAUUACCGCAAUCAAUGGUAAAUUUCAUUGAAAGACGAAACAAAGUGGAAGAGUUCAACGAUAACGAAUCAGAUGAAGACACAAACUCCAGUAUUACUGAUGUAGAGCCUUUAGGAGAAGAUCCAACACUUGAAUGCGCUUAUAGAUUGAAUGGAAUAUUAAGAGCAGUCAAUGAGUUCGAAGAUCCCGUAAUAACAACUCUUGAUACAUCGUUAUUGAACAUUUCUUAUGAAAAUCAGCCAAUUUCCAUCGAUCCGAAAAAUUUAAUCCAAAAAAUGGAAAAAGCUACUGAUUUGACAACAUACAAAGGUAUGGUUGCAGCUGAACAGGCUAAGAUCUACUCUCAGAAGCUGAAAGAAAUGAAAGUUGUCGACGAAAACGACGAUCCAAACGAACAGGAAGAAAAUCAAGAAAUUGAGAAGCUCACAAAGGAACUGGAGUUUUUGACAACCGAAAUCGGCAAAAAUAAAGAGUUGAAAGCAAAUUAUUUGAAUAAUAUUAAAAAUUUAGAGGAAACAUCGAAGCAAUUGACACAGAAAUCCCAGGAUUUAGCCCAAAAAUUGCAAAUUUUAAGCUCUCAGCCAGUUCCUGAUAUCGAAUCUCUGAAAAAAGAAAUUUCAGAUUUAGAACAGUCAUUUGAACAAGAAAAGGACUUUCAGAACACAACACACAACCUUUUACUUAACAAACUUAAUACGUUAACCAACACCAAUUAA